UGUGCAGCCUGGGGUCCCUGCUAUGAGAUCCAGCCCCGCUGCUCCUGCGAGCGCCCCGGGAAAGCCGGCGCCAGGUCCCCGGGCCCUGAGGCUGCUGCUCCUGCUGGUGGCCGCGCCGUCGGGACGCGCAGUGCCCUGUGUUUCUAGUGGGGUGCCGAAACCUACAAAUAUCACCUUCUUCUCCAUUAACAUGAAGAAUGUUUUACAGUGGAAUUCACCAGAGGGUCUACAUGGAAUUGAACUUACCUAUACUGUCCAAUAUUUCAUAUAUGGGCAAAAGAAAUGGCUGAGCAAAUCUGAUUGCAGACAUAUCAACAGGACCUACUGUGAUCUUUCUGCUGAAACUUCUGACUAUGAACACCAGUAUUACGCCAAAGUUAAGGCCAUUUGGGAAACCAACUGUUCUGAGUGGGGUGAAACAGAGCGAUUCUACCCUUUUUUGGAAACACAAAUUGGCCCACCAAAGGUUUCUCUGGCUACUAGUGAGAAGUCCAUUUCUAUUGUUCUAUCGGCACCAGAAAAAUGGAAGAGAAAUCCAGAAGACCCUACUGUUUCCAUGCAACAAAUAUACUCCAAUCUGAAGUACAACAUCUCUGUGUAUAACACUAAGUCAAAAAGAACGUGGUCCCAGUUUGUCACCAACCACACACUGGUGCUCAGCUUGCUGGAACCCAGCACUCUGUACUGCAUCACCGUGGAGUCCUUCGUCCCCGGGCCCCGUCGCCCGGCUCAGCCAUCUCAGCAGUGUGUCAGUACUUUGAAAGAUCAAACAUCAGCAUUGAAGGUUAAAAUCAUCUUCUGGUAUGUUUUGCCCGUAUCUGUUGUCCUGUUUCUUUUUUCUGUGAUUGGCUACUCCAUCUACCGAUAUAUCCAUGUUGGCAAAGAGAAACACCCAGCCAAUUUGAUUUUGAUUUAUGGAAGUGAAUUUGACAAAAGAUUCUUUACGCCUGCUGAGAAAAUCGUGGUCAACAUCAUCACCUUCAAUAUUUUGGAUGAUUCCCAAAUUUCUCAGAAGGAUACAGUGGAAAACAUCAAUGACAGACCCAACCUUCCUGCGCCUGCGCCUGUGCCCAGCUGGAGUGGGGAGCCACAUGCGGAGGAAGCGUGGGUGAAACACUUAGGGUACACUUCACCCUUGAUGGGCAUUCUCUGUGAUGUUGAGGAAAGGGGUCAAGGGGUCUCCCUAACUCAGGAGGCGUGGCUUGGCGCGGCCACGCCCACAGAGGAGGCAGCCACUGACUACGAGUAUGACAUCCGAGCUGACAUCUCCCUGGGGCCUGCAGAAGACCAGCCAAAUGUGCAGGAGGAGGGGCCCAGACCAGGAACCUUACCUGUGCAACAGACAACCUUGGCACAAGCACUCCUGUACUCAUACGCCCCCGGGCUCUGUGACUUGGAGCAGGAACGCACGGUCCCAGACCAGGGGAGGGCAGAGCCACCAAUGACGCUGGUGGAUUGGGACCCUCGGACCGGCAGGCUGUGCAUUCCUUCGUUGUCUAGCUUUGACCCAGAGCCCGAGGACUGCGGACAUUGGGAGGCUGACAGUCUCCCAGAACAGAGCCUUUUGUCUAGACUCUAUGAGCAGCAGGCCUCCAACACGCCAGCAGAAGAAAGGGAAGAGUAUCUCCAGGAAUUCACGGAGGAAUGGGGAUUGUAUGUACAAAUGGAAAGCUAACCUAAGAUGUUUCCUUUGCUCAGCAACUCUUGUAGCGUUUGAGUGCCCGCAAAGGAGUGGACCGUUCAAAUGAG
Molecule: messenger RNA, 1749 nt
Organism: Perognathus longimembris pacificus (Pacific pocket mouse)
Lineage: Eukaryota; Metazoa; Chordata; Mammalia; Rodentia; Heteromyidae
Gene: Il20ra
Product: interleukin 20 receptor subunit alpha
Exons: 7
Coding region: 23-1675 (550 amino acids)
Molecular function (GO): interleukin-20 binding
Source: RefSeq, a predicted model, not a curated record